This is a messenger RNA of Episyrphus balteatus (marmalade hoverfly), 1204 nucleotides long. RefSeq names its product U5 small nuclear ribonucleoprotein 40 kDa protein-like. Gene Ontology annotation, cellular component: catalytic step 2 spliceosome. Gene Ontology annotation, molecular function: protein binding; RNA binding. Bases 152 to 1204 code for a protein of 350 amino acids. The record is from RefSeq and is a predicted model, not a curated record. The transcript has 3 exons. NCBI's taxonomy places the organism in Eukaryota, Metazoa, Arthropoda, Insecta, Diptera, Syrphidae.
GCUUAUACGAUACCUGGCCUGUGCUAAUCGCUAUUUCCAAACUAUAAAUAGCCAACGUCGACUAUUGAUUAGCAUUAUUUCAAUAUCAGGACUCUUUGAGUGUGUUUCUUAACAGGUUUUACAUUUUACUUAAACAUUUAUUGAAUUCACAAUGGCCACAAAACGUCUACCCAGUAUGCCAGGAUUAAUCCAAGUUAACAAAAGUUCAAAAAUGGAAUUAAACUGCGGAACGAUCAUAGCAGGAAUACGAAGGACAUCUCAUUUAUAUUCGCAAAUUGUGCGACUGGAAAAUCAUCAAGGCAUUAUCAAUACUUGUAAAUUUCAUCCUCAUGGCGAACUAGUCAUGUCAGCUGGUUUUGAUAAGCAGAUUUAUAUUCGUUGUGUCUAUAAUUCAAAUGGAAUUGUUAUGACCAUGAACGGUCAUGCAAACACAAUAACAGAGGCUCAAUUUUCAUCAGAUGGCUCGACCUUGUAUACCAGUUUCCUGGACAGCUCUGUUGGAAUUUGGGACAUAGCAACUGGGUGUAAUCUUGAACUUCUGGAUGAUCAUUACAGUGAAGUGAACACUGUGCAAAAUAAUAAAAAUACCCAUCACAUUAUUUGCUCCGGGUCAACUGAUGGUACAGUCCGCCUAUGGGACACUCGUGAGCAACAUGCAGUUCAGGUUCUAAGGUGUAACUUUCAAGUUCUGGCAUCUUGUUUCGACGACAGAGGUGAUCAUAUUUUUAGUGCUGGAGAUGAUAAUUGUAUACAAAUCUGGGACAUUCGUCGGAACGAACUUGUAAGCACAUUGGAAGGACACGAAGAACUGAUUUCUGGUCUUGCACUAUCACCUUGCGGAUCAUUCCUGCUUUCAAACUCUUUGGACGCAACUCUUCGUAUUUGGGAUAUGCGACCUUUUAUGGAUUUCGAUCGUUGUGUAGACCUUUUUCCCUCUAUCCAAAAUAUUGACGAAGAAAACAUAAUGCGAUGCACUUGGUCAAAAGAUGGAAAGAUGAUUGCUGCCGGAACUUCAACAAAUCAUGUUAACAUUUGGGAUAUCAACAAUCGUGAACUAAUGCAUAAGUUAGAAGGUCAUGAAAGCAGCGUAAUUGAUGUUGAUUUUCAUCCACAUGAGCCAAUUAUUGUAUCUGGAUCGAGCUAUGAGAAUUUGUAUAUGCAUGAACUACCAUGUGUUUUAGAGUUUGAAGAAGAAGAUAUAUAA